AUGCCUCCACUUCCUCCGUCGUCCCGUGGCUUCUUAAAGCUUCGUUCUCCCCAUCACACUUCACGCCUUCUCACUCCAGCACCACAAUGUCUCGCUCAAGCGGCCGCCCAACAACAGCGGCGAACGCGAGCAACAGCAGCAGAGGAACACUCCGGCGAGUACGACCGCACGCCCAAAUUCGACUCGCCUUUCAAAAGCAAGGAAGCGAACCCAACAACCAACAUUCCCAGCUUCAAAAACUACAUGAGUAAAAGGCCGGAGACGAGUAACAAAUUGUUCCAGUAUUUCAUGGUCGGAGGCAUGGGCUUGCUGAGUGCUGCGGGGGCCAAGGCGACGGUGCAAGAUUUCUUGGUCAACAUGUCCGCCUCUGCCGACGUUUUGGCGCAGGCCAAGGUCGAGAUCGAUCUGGGACAAAUCCCAGAGGGCAAGAAUGUCAUUAUCAAGUGGCGCGGAAAGCCAGUGUUCAUUCGGCAUCGAACGGCGGAUGAGAUCAAAGAGGCGGAGGGGGAGAAGUGGGAGCAGCUCCGGGAUCCUCAGCCGGAUAGUGAGAGGGUCAAGAAGCCGGAGUGGUUGAUAAUGCUAGGCGUGUGUACGCAUCUGGGAUGUGUGCCAAUAGGGGAAGCGGGCGAUUUCGGUGGUUGGUUCUGCCCUUGCCACGGGAGCCAUUAUGAUGUUAGCGGGCGGGUGAGGAAAGGUCCUGCACCAUUGAACUUGGAGAUACCGAUGUACGAUUUCCCAGAGGAGGAAAAGGUGAUCAUUGGUUGA
This is a messenger RNA of Bacidia gigantensis, 765 nucleotides long. It is a transcript of the gene FES1, whose product is annotated as hsp70 nucleotide exchange factor fes1. Gene Ontology annotation, molecular function: 2 iron, 2 sulfur cluster binding; quinol-cytochrome-c reductase activity. NCBI's taxonomy places the organism in Eukaryota, Fungi, Ascomycota, Lecanoromycetes, Lecanorales, Ramalinaceae. The coding region runs from base 1 to 765 and encodes 254 amino acids. The record is from RefSeq and is a predicted model, not a curated record. Gene Ontology annotation, biological process: mitochondrial electron transport, ubiquinol to cytochrome c. The transcript has 3 exons. Gene Ontology annotation, cellular component: membrane.